This is a messenger RNA of Oppiella nova, 360 nucleotides long. NCBI's taxonomy places the organism in Eukaryota, Metazoa, Arthropoda, Arachnida, Sarcoptiformes, Oppiidae. The record is from the annotation of a GenBank genome assembly.
UAUUGUGUCAUAAAUGAGAGAAAUUGUAGUGAAAUAUGACAUCCGUUUGAAGCCGUGAUUGAGCGCAUAAUCGGCGGCCAAAUGUGGAGCAAAGGCCUCAACGACUCGUUUUCGGCCAUUUCUGGUCACAUCUCGACUCUCAAGCAGUCCGUCAAUCAGUCGCUCAUCGGCGCCGACGCGACGGACGCGGCUUCGGCAGAGCGGAGGCGACUGGUGGCCGAAGUGGCGCUCCUGCGACGCGAAGUGCGCCGACGCCACCGCCGGGAGGCCUCACCGCCCGCACAGAGCGUGACUCCGCCGCCACCGCCCUUCCGUCCGUUGGGGGCGUGUCUGCGGCUAAUGAGCGCUAAUUGGCUGUAA